AUGUAUGUUUACACCCUUCACAGCUCUCGUCCAGGUCGCCCACCGAAGCGUUCCUAUGGGGCCGAUGUGCAAGAAAGCCCCAGAAUCCUCCACCACAGAGCAAACAACCUUCUGUCUCCAGCCCUGCUGUCACCUACAGGUCUAACAACAGCUGCCAUGGCUGAAGCUUUGAAGAUACAGAAGAUGAAGAUAAUGAUGAAUCUACACAAGACCCACAACGGCUCAGAAUUCGAUUCAGAUGAGCUCAACACUAAUACAGGAUGCAGCGCUUUGUCCUGGGAGAGAGAGAAGCAUUCAUCACCUGCUUCAGAGAAAACACAGCACAGCUUGAACAACUCUCAGCUCAACUCUCUCCAACACACCCAUCUGCUGGCCAACAGACUGGACCUGCCCUUCAUGAUGAUGCCCCAUCCCCUGCUUCCUGUUGGACUUCCUCCCGCCUCUGUUGCCAUGGCAAUGAACCAGAUGAACCACCUUAAUACAAUUGCCAACAUGGUUGCCAGUGCACAGGUGCACAGCCCCGUCUCCAGACCGACAUCUGCCAUCAAGGUAGGACUUGAACAAAAUGCAGUGAAACCAACAAUCUUUGAGAAGGUCCCAGCUCAAGCAUUGUCCUCUGGCUUUCCUGCGUCCCUUCUUUUCAGAGACGGCCUCUCCUCCGUCGAGACGCUGCUCACUAAUGUCCAGGGCCUGCUAAAGGUGGCUUUGGAGAACGCCCGUCUGCAGGAGAAACAGCUUCAGCAGGAGAGGAGAGAGCUCAAGAUGGAGCUGUACAGAGAGAGAGAGAUGAGAGAGAGUCUAGAGAGACAGCUCACCUCUGAGCUACACAGUCGAGCUACCAUUCAGAGACGUCUGAAGAAGGAGAAGAAGGCAAAGAGGAGGUUACAGGAGGCGCUGGAAUAUGAGUCCAAGCGGAGAGGGCAGAUCGAGCAGGCCUUACAGCAGGCCACCUCAUCAGACGCUCUCACUCACGAUCCAAUCAGUCUGGACAUGGAGACGGAGCGAUGCAGAAGCCCGGAGGACAACUGCUUGUUACAAGAAAGCAGAGCAUACACAAAAAAUCCAAUAAUGUACUAAGAAGAGGUGGAUAAGGAUGCUCUCCACAUCACACACUUUCCGAAUGCUGAAGAGAGGACUUCAAGGUUUUAUGCUGUGAGCUGCAUUGGAGAAGAUCUUCUCCUUAACCCAAUCGAAUGCUCCAUCCACACAACAUUCCAGAAUCCUCGACUGUUGUUUUAUCUACAUACAUUGUGCUUAAUUCCUUGUUUAAGCUCUGUGGAGAGCACUGUUGGUGUACUGUUACUUGUUUUGAAGCAGCGUUUGGAAGCAACUGGAUGCUGUUUUGGCAUUAUCCCUUCAGGACAGUGACCUUCAGUCUAAUGCCCUCAGGACAGGCUGAGGAAAAUGUUAAAAAAAGGAGGAAAAGAGAUGCAUCUGGCUUGUGUUUCAUACUUGUUUAAAGACUCUAAAGAGUGUGGAAUCUUACAUUUAAUUGCUUUUCUCGUGUAUGUCCAUCUUCUGGUUCUACAGUUCAUUUAUCUCUUUGUAGGUCAGUUUGGCUUCUUAAUACUGUUUAAUAUGUUCACCUGUUCUUCAGUUUGAGCAACCUUAUGUGGGAGCUUUCUUUGUAAGACCUUGCGUUAUUUUAUUGGCUUUCAGAUGGAAAAACUUGUUUUUGGAAUCUUUCCCUCGUUAUUCUAAGGAGAACCUGUGGAUAUUGUAGAUGUGGUUUCAUGUUCUCAAGCAUUUACAGCGAUUUGAUUCAAAUAAGUUAAAACUAGACACUAAGGCCGCAGAGGAUAUUUUCUUAUGCAUUUGGCAUUUUCCCCACCACACGAGUCUUUAUUUAGUCUGUGAGUUACUUAAAGAGGAAAACAGACUUCCCACAGAACAGAAUUCCCUGCUGGUGUUGUCAGGAUGAGCCAUCCAUCCUAUAGGCAUUCGAAUGCUAAAUGAUGUCUUGAAAGGUCUAGAUCGAUGUCUGUCACCAUUUUGUGCACCAGAAUGAACCGACAACACAAAUAAACAAAGCGAUGCUCAUGUCACCGGUGUCACCUUGUCGUCAAUAGCGUUCCUGAUGAAGCUAAAGCUGUCAAACAAUCCUAUUGAUUCAGGUCAUGCAAAUGAGACCCCAUUAGUGCUUAAAUGCCUCCGCUGCUAAAUAUCGGCAUUUAUUGACACGCAUCAAAGUCCUCAUUAACAUUCCAUUUGUGGUCUUCUCGUGGCCAGACACAAGCUAAGUAUUGUUCCAUACUGCUAUUUCUAGUCUACAACAGCACUUCAACAGCUCCAGCUGUAUGAUAUCCAAACAACUGUACUGUAACACGGAUUUGUAAUAUUUUUCUUUUGCAUGCUUUAGGAGUAUUACCCGAGACCAUAAAUCUGUGGAGACCAUAAAUAGAUUUGAAAACAAUUUACUCUGAUUUGGAAUUGCUCCCUAAAAAUGGGAAAUGACCAUUUGGGAACGUGGGAAAUGUGUGGUUCCAAAACUACAGCUAGCAAAAGAUAGGAGCGGAAGAUAAACAUAUGUGUUUAGGAUACAGAAAUGGCAUCUGUUUUGCUAUGAUUGUUU
Messenger RNA from Sinocyclocheilus grahami, 2572 nucleotides. It is a transcript of the gene dachb, whose product is annotated as dachshund b. Bases 1 to 1077 code for a protein of 358 amino acids. Gene Ontology annotation, molecular function: DNA-binding transcription factor activity, RNA polymerase II-specific; RNA polymerase II cis-regulatory region sequence-specific DNA binding. Gene Ontology annotation, cellular component: transcription regulator complex; nucleus. Gene Ontology annotation, biological process: regulation of transcription by RNA polymerase II. The transcript has 9 exons. The record is from RefSeq and is a predicted model, not a curated record. Lineage: Eukaryota; Metazoa; Chordata; Actinopteri; Cypriniformes; Cyprinidae.